Molecule: messenger RNA, 481 nt
Organism: Tripterygium wilfordii
Lineage: Eukaryota; Viridiplantae; Streptophyta; Magnoliopsida; Celastrales; Celastraceae
Product: transmembrane protein 258
Exons: 4
Coding region: 129-359 (76 amino acids)
Biological process (GO): protein N-linked glycosylation
Cellular component (GO): membrane-bounded organelle
Source: RefSeq, a predicted model, not a curated record
UUAACGUCGACUCCCCAGUCGUUGUUGGGAAAAGUAAAACCAGAGCUCUCUAGUUAGGAGCGUUUACUCGCGCGUGAAUUCUCAGUUCGGAGAAAAGAUCCGCCGACGUCCUCCUCUGCCCUGUAGUGAUGGCUCCGAAACCGAUCACGAGUCCCGUACCCGACUCAUCGUACCCAACCCUUGCCUUCUUGAUGCUCGCGAUCGGCCUCGUGAUAACUGCUUCCUUCUUCAUCUAUGAAGCAACCUCAUCAAGGCGGAAUCGCAGCCUUGCCAAGGAGCUUAUGACAGGAGCAGUGGCUUCUGUUUUCUUGGGGUUUGGAUCUUUGUUUCUUCUACUUUCCUCUGGUGUUUAUGUUUAAUUUCUGAAGAUUGAGCUACUUUAUUUUUCUUAAGCGGGAUCAAUUGAAGUGGAGGAUGAUAUGAUUGAGAUUAUUAGUGUAAUGCAUUCUUGGUGUCCGUGAUGAGAAACCCUUUUUCUUAA